CCGGGGGGGCGGGGCUGCUUGCCUGGGGCUCCCGGGGACACUCAGCCCCUCCGUGGUUGGUGGGGACAGACCCGGGCACGGGACAUAAGGGAGGGGCCCGGGGCGGAAGAGCGAGGCUGCGUGUGCCCGUCACACCUGGGGUCUCUGUGCACUGUCAGACCCCAGCGAGCUGGUGUUUGCCCCUCCACCCAGAGGAGGAGACUACUGUCACUGUGUCACUCCACCCCUAACUGCCCCCUCUGUUAUCGGGCUGUUAAUAUUAAUUAACAACAGUUGCUAAGGAUGACUUGUAAGGGUGUGUCCCAGCCAGAGCUGGCCUGGACCCAAGAGGGCACUGGGGAGACUGGGGGGUCUGAGGCUGGGGCUUGGGGGUACGAAGAGAGGUUCGGGGGGGCGGUGCCCAGGCCCAGCCACGUCUCCUACGUGUCCCUGGGCUUGGGACCUCCUGCAGCAGAGGCCGCUUGGGGAGCUCACGGGAGGUCUCUGGCUCGCUCAGCCCUCUGGCCUUGGUCACUUUGGGAAGUGGGUGAAGGGGACACCCCGGGAGGCUCAUCUGAGAGGGUGGAGCCAAAGGUGGGCGGGACAAGUGAGGUGGAUCAUUAACCAGCUGGGAGCCCUGGGAGGUGCAGGGCUCAGCCCCAUUGGUCCCCAACUCAAUCGGGUGACACUGUCCCGGGUAGGGAAGCUGCCUCGUACGCCGUCCCCAGUUUUAGUAUAUGUAAGGCCGCAGUGAGCUCUGUGUGUUGCCAGGAGCCAGCCCUUGCCUGUCCCCAAGUCCUGGCCUCACUUACCCUCUGACCCCUUCCCAGUGCCAGGAUGGUGGAGGUCGGCCUGAAGGGCUGGCUGCUCUGGGCCCUGCUCCUGAAGUUGGCCCAGAGCGAGCUGUACACGCCCAUACACCAGCCCGGAUACUGCGCCUUCUACGACGAGUGCGGGAAGAACCCAGAGCUGUCCGGAAGCCUGGCUUCACUGACCAACGUGUCCUGCCUGGACAACACGCCUGCCCGCCACGUCACGGGUGACCACCUGACCCUCCUACAGAGCAUCUGUCCCCGCCUCUACACCGGCCCCAACACCACCUAUGCCUGCUGCUCCCCCAAACAGCUGGUGGCCCUGGACAUGAGCCUGGGGGUCACCAAGGCCCUCCUCACCCGCUGCCCUGCCUGCUCUGACAACUUCGUGAACCUGCAUUGUCACAACACCUGCAGCUCCAACCAGAGCCUCUUCAUCAACGUGACCCGAGUGGCCGGGCAGGGGGGCCGCCAGCCCCGGGCGGUGGUGGCCUAUGAGGCCUACUACCAGCGCAGCUUCGCCGAGCGGACCUACGACUCCUGCAGCCGGGUGCGUAUCCCUGCCGCCGCCACGCUGGCGGUGGGCUCCAUGUGCGGCGUCUACGGCUCUGCCCUCUGCAACGCCCAGCGCUGGCUCAAUUUCCAGGGGGACACGGGGAACGGCCUGGCACCCCUGGACAUCACCUUUCACCUGUGGGAGCCUAGCCAGGCCGAGGGGAGCGUGAUGCAACCUCUGAACGAUGAGGUCGUGCCCUGCAACCGGUCCCAGGGCUACGGCGCGUCGGCCUGCUCCUGCCAGGACUGCACUGCUUCCUGCCCCGUCAUUGCCCGGCCCCAGGCCCUGGACCCCACCUUCCACCUGGGCCGGAUGGUAGGGAGCCUGGCCCUCGUCCUCAUCCUCUGCUCUCUCUUCGCCUUGCUCACCGCCUUCCUCCUGUGGCCCCGCCUAGCCAAGUGGUGCCAGCGCAAGACGCCCAACCCCAAGGCGAGCGUCGGCCUCGCCCACCGGCUCAGCCUCUCCACCCACACCGUCCUCAGCCGGUGCUUCCAGCACUGGGGCACGUGGGUGGCCUCGUGGCCGGUGACCAUCCUGGUGGUGUCCACUGUUGUGGUGGUGCCCAUGGCAGGGGGCCUGGCUUUUAUAGAACUGACCACAGACCCCGUGGAGCUGUGGUCAGCCCCCAGCAGCCGAGCCCGAAGUGAGAAGGCGUUCCACGACAAGUAUUUCGGCCCUUUCUUCCGAACCAGCCAGGUGUUCUUGACGGCACCUAGCCGGCCCCGCUACAGGUAUGACUCCCUGCUGCUGGGGCGCAAGAACUUCAGUGGGAUCCUGUCCUCUGACCUGCUGCUGGAGGUGCUGGAGCUGCAGGAGAGGUUGCGGCACCUGCAGGUGUGGUCGCCAGAGGAGCAGCGUAACGUCUCCCUGCGGGACACCUGCUACGCCCCCCUCAACCCGCACAACGCCAGUCUCUCCGACUGCUGCGUCAACAGCCUCCUGCAGUAUUUCCAGAACAACCGCACGCGCUUGCUGCUCACGGCCAACCAGACGCUGUCGGGGGAGACCUCCCAGGUGGACUGGAAGGACCACUUUCUCUACUGCGCCAACGCCCCCCUCACCUACAAAGACGGCACGGCCCUGGCUCUGAGCUGCAUGGCUGACUACGGGGCGCCCAUCUUCCCUUUCCUCGCCGUGGGGGGCUACCAAGGGAAGGACUAUUCUGAGGCGGAGGCCCUGAUCAUGACCUUCUCCCUCAACAAUUACCCUCCUGGGGACCCCCGGCUGGCCCAGGCUAAGCUCUGGGAGGGGGCCUUCUUGGAGGAGAUGCGAGCCUUCCAGCGUCGGAUGGCUGGUGUGUUCCAGGUCACAUUCAUGGCGGAGCGCUCCCUGGAGGAUGAGAUCAACAGCACAACAGCCGAGGACCUGCCCAUCUUCGCUGUCAGCUACCUCAUCAUCUUCUUGUACAUCUCCCUGGCCCUGGGCAGCUACUCCAGCUGGCGCCGAGUACUGGUGGACUCCAAGGCCACGCUGGGCCUGGGCGGGGUGGCUGUGGUGCUGGGAGCAGUCGUGGCUUCCAUGGGCUUCUUCUCCUACCUGGGUGUCCCCUCUUCACUGGUGAUCCUUCAAGUGGUGCCGUUCCUGGUGCUCGCCGUGGGGGCCGACAACAUCUUCAUCUUCGUCCUCGAGUACCAGAGACUGCCACGGAGGCCUGGGGAGGGACGGGAGGCACACAUCGGCCGAGCCCUGGGCAGAGUGGCCCCCAGCAUGCUGCUCUGCAGCCUCUCCGAGGCCAUCUGCUUCUUCCUAGGAGCUCUGACCCCCAUGCCAGCUGUGCGGACCUUUGCCCUGACCUCCGGCUUUGCGGUGCUUCUCGACUUCCUGCUGCAGAUGUCGGCCUUCGUGGCCCUGCUCUCCCUUGACAGCAGGAGGCAGGAGGCCUCCCGGCUGGACGUCUGCUGCUGCAGGAGCGCCCGGGAGCUGCCCCCGCCUAGCCAGGACGAGGGGCUACUGCUCCGAUGCUUCCGCAAGUUCUACGUCCCGUUCCUGCUGCACCGGUUCACCCGUGUGGUCGUGCUGCUGCUCUUCCUGGCCAUGUUUGGAGCAAGUCUCUAUUUCAUGUGCUACGUCAAAGUGGGGCUGGACCAGGAGCUGGCCCUGCCCAAGGACUCGUACCUGCUUGACUAUUUCCUCUUUCUGAACCGCUACUUUGAGGUGGGGGCCCCAGUCUACUUUGUAACCACUGGGGGCUACAACUUCUCCAGUGAGGCAGGUUUGAACGCCAUCUGCUCCAGUGCAGGCUGCGACAACUUCUCCUUAACCCAGAAGAUCCAGUAUGCCACUGAGUUCCCUGAUGAGUGAGUGCCCCAGCCCACCCGUCUGUCUCCCUCCCCUGCCCUGCUGCCCACCUGCUGCCA
Physeter macrocephalus (sperm whale) is the source of this 3704-nucleotide messenger RNA. It is a transcript of the gene NPC1L1, whose product is annotated as NPC1 like intracellular cholesterol transporter 1. The transcript has 11 exons. Gene Ontology annotation, molecular function: cholesterol binding. Gene Ontology annotation, biological process: intestinal cholesterol absorption; cholesterol homeostasis. Gene Ontology annotation, cellular component: plasma membrane. NCBI's taxonomy places the organism in Eukaryota, Metazoa, Chordata, Mammalia, Artiodactyla, Physeteridae. The coding region runs from base 817 to 3648 and encodes 943 amino acids. The record is from RefSeq and is a predicted model, not a curated record.